CUUGCAGAAUGUCGGACCAGGACCAGCGAUCUCUCGCGAGCACAGCAGGCACUCAAGAGCCACACACUGAUUAACGUAACAUCAGGGCGGAUCUCGCGACACUCCCGAGCUUAAUCACUCUAUGCCGUGAAGCAGAUCCCAAACAAACCGGGCCAGGAGGAACCGGACGGUUUCACGGGUUUUUGACACACUGUCCGUGACCUACCACCACAAGGACCAGCACACAUGUCCACCGGGCUCGGGAAGAGGACCUCCGAGCCGUGGGGCAGCUUCGAGGAGAGUGUGAUCCAGGGCGGAGGCUCAGCCGUCAUCGACAUGGAGAACAUGGAUGACACUUCAGGUUCCAGCUUUGAAGACAUGGGUGAGAUUCACCAGAGGCUGAAGGAUGAGGAGGAGAACCCAGAACAAGAUCCAGAACCAGACCCAGAACCUGACCAGGACUUCCUGAAGGAGUUCAAAGGUCAGCUGGGACGGCAGGUGGCUGAUGAGGUCUGGGAGGCCGGGAAGCGACAGGCGUCUAAAGCCUUCAACCUCUAUGCCAACAUCGACAUCCUGAGGCCGUAUUUUGACGUGGAGCCGGGACAAGUCCGGACCAGGUUGCUGGAGUCUCUCAUCCCUGUGCGAAUGGUCAGCUUCCCUCAGAAAAUCGCCGGGGAGCUGUACGGGCCUCUGAUGCUUGUCUUCACUUUAGUCGCCAUUUUACUACAGGGCAUGAAGACGUCCAAUACACAGAUCAUCGGGGGCACUCUGAUGGGCACAGCCAUCGGCACAUGUUUUGGGUACUGGCUGUGCAUGUCGGGGUUGGUGUACUUUUUGGCGUAUUUGGUGAACGCUCAGAUCACCAUGCUGCAGACACUCGCCCUGCUGGGUUAUGGUCUGUUUGGACACUGCAUCGUGCUCUUCGUCACCUACAACAUUCACUUCCACUUCCUCUUUUUCUUCCUCUGGCUUCUCGUCGGAGGACUGUCCACACUGCGCAUGGUCCUUGUCUUGGUCUCUAGGACAGUGGGUCAGACUCCGCGGUUGGUGCUGUGUGGUUCUGUGGCAGCUCUUCACCUUCUGUUCCUGCUCUACCUGCACUUCUCCUACCACAGCAUUGUCCAGGGUUUGAUGGAGACUCUAGAAAAUGGAAACAACUUGGAGCCGAUGCAGCGCGUGGCUCGAGACGUGUCCCAGCUCACACUCAACGCCACACUGUCCUUGUCACACUGAAGAUUGGAUAGCACCUGUGACACUGAAGACAGAACCUUAACAGAACCUGCCCCCCUGACCGCCCCGUCACACCAAAGAAUUUAAUUUGUUUAAUUUGUGUUUAUUUGUUCACCAGGACACAGAGCGUUCUAAUUGGCUGUCAGGUGCAGACCUGUGCGUUGCUGUUUAAUAAGACAAAAAUAAAACCUGUAACAAUGAAAAACUCCAGGGUGUUUUGUUAAUGGUUCAAUGUUUAGGUGAUUCUUUACAGUUCAAGUGUUUUUCUCAACGUUUUUGUUUCUGGACAAACAGAUUUAUAUAAAAUAAAGUCUGUGGGUCAAACUACUU
Molecule: messenger RNA, 1539 nt
Organism: Periophthalmus magnuspinnatus
Lineage: Eukaryota; Metazoa; Chordata; Actinopteri; Gobiiformes; Gobiidae
Gene: yipf3
Product: Yip1 domain family, member 3
Exons: 9
Coding region: 226-1212 (328 amino acids)
Cellular component (GO): Golgi apparatus
Source: RefSeq, a predicted model, not a curated record